GUACACAACACAUUGCAUUCGUGAACCGGGUUGUGUUCAGAAGAACUUCUUCUCAAAUAUAUUACAUUUCACUCUAGGUGUUGUUAUAUAUUGCUGCAUUUGGAUGCAGUAGCGGUUUAAAUUUCGCCCAUUCGUUCUCAGUACCAGCCGAAAGUACAGCUCGAACCUGUCCGUUCAUCUUCUGCAGUGCUGGGAGCACCGGUGAGCAGGGAACCAUGCCCACGGUGGUGCUGAUGGACGUCUCCUUGUCCAUGACCCGGCCGGUGUCACAGGACAACAGCGAGGAGUUCCAGAGGAAGAACCUGGCAGUGCAUGGACUGAACAUGCUAUUUGAACACAUGGCGUCAAACUACAAACUGGAGUUCACAGCACUCAUGGCUUUCUCGUCUCUCUGGGAGCUCCUGGUGCCUUUUACUCGAGAUUACAACGCCUUGCAGGAAGCGCUCAGCAACCUCGAGGAUUAUGACAAGACUUGUGUGGAGUCUGCUCUUAAUGGAGUCAGCAGUGUUGUCCAGCAAGAAUGGGGAAGUGCCUGUCCCUGUCAGGUGGUGCUGGUUACUGACGGCUCUCUGGGUAUUGGGAAGGGAUCUCUGCGUCAUUCCCUCCAAACAUUGAAGCACCGGGCCGAAGACAAGAAGUUCCCUCUUCCCUUUCCCUUCCCAACAAAGAUGUUCAUCUUGUGUGUCGCCAAUGCAGAGGAGCUGCAAGUGAGCGGCGCGAUGGACAACUUGGAAGAGCUUUUGUGUCUCAGCGGAGGGGACGGACAGAUCUUCACCACAGAAGGACCCCUCUGCAUGCAGAGUGUGCAGGCCAUGUUCGGGAGGCUGAUUGACCGAGCGUACACUCCGUUCCACGCUGUCUUGCACUGUGGGAACUUGACGUCUGAUGUACAGGUGUUUCCUCGACCUGAGCCAGUGGUGGUGGAUGAGGAGGUGGAGCCUUUGGCCCGAACAGUUAACUCAGAUCUAGAAAUAAUGGGCUUCAUUGAAAUUGGCGACAUCUCCAGUCCUCCCGUAAUAUCUCGACACCUGGUCCUGCCCAUCGCUGUGAACAAAGAGGUGGAUGAGGUCGGCGCAGGCGUCACUGACGAGCUGGAGGAGGAAGCGUCUGCCAGUCAAAUGGCGGGGAAAAGCCCGAACUUUUGUGUUCUUCUGCAUGGCAGCCUGAAAGUGGAGGGAAUGGUGGCGCUGGUUCAGCUCGGCCCGGAGUGGUUCGGCAUGCUGUACUCCCAGGCUGACAGCAAAAAGAAAUCAAACUUGAUGUUGUCCGUGUUCGAGCCCGGUCCAGAUCCUCUGCCGUGGCUUGGCAAGAUCACACACUUGGGUCCGAUCUCAGAGUCAGCGGAGAAUCCCUACGGGGAGGAUGACAGCAAAAGCCCCUUCCCUCUGCAGCCCCAGGUCAAACGCAGCUACGCUCAGAAUGUCACCGUCUGGAUCAAAGCCAGCGGCCUCCAGACUGAUGUCCAGAAGAUCCUGAGAAAUGCACGCAAACUGCCAGACAAGACGCAGACUUUCUACAAGGAGCUGAACCGCCUACGGAAGGCAGCCUUGGCCUUUGGUUUCUGGGAUCUUCUCAAAGGUGUAGCUGAACUCCUGGAGAGAGAGUGCACACUCCUGCCUGACUCGGCACAUCCUGAUGCCGCCUUCCAGCUCUCCCAUGCCGCGAAGCAACUCAAACUGGCCAGCACUGGAGAUUCCCAGUACGUGGCCUUUGACCACAACAUUGUCCCCAUGCACACAGACUUCUCAAGCUGAGACGUGGACUGAUGCUGCUGCAUGUACGACUUUUUAUACUCUUCUAGGUUUUGUUUUUUUUUUUAAGCAAAAGGGCCCAUUUUAAGUUUCUUAAAAAAUAAACAAUAUU
Molecule: messenger RNA, 1863 nt
Organism: Synchiropus splendidus (mandarinfish)
Lineage: Eukaryota; Metazoa; Chordata; Actinopteri; Syngnathiformes; Callionymidae
Gene: ints14
Product: integrator complex subunit 14
Exons: 12
Coding region: 216-1754 (512 amino acids)
Biological process (GO): snRNA 3'-end processing
Cellular component (GO): integrator complex
Source: RefSeq, a predicted model, not a curated record